Manis pentadactyla (Chinese pangolin) is the source of this 2183-nucleotide messenger RNA. Its product is annotated as leucine-rich repeat-containing protein 37A3-like. The coding region runs from base 106 to 1056 and encodes 316 amino acids. The record is from RefSeq and is a predicted model, not a curated record. Lineage: Eukaryota; Metazoa; Chordata; Mammalia; Pholidota; Manidae. The transcript is spliced from 3 exons.
UCCUAAGGAUAUGUAAGCAUCAGAGAGCUGUCAUAAUGGUUCUGCUCUGGCUUAAGGGAGCUGCUCUGGUCCUCUGGCUCAUUGUGCCCUGGAGCCUUUGCUGCCAUGUCCUGGCUGCGUUUCUGGGCCCUGUGGCUUCUUGUGUUGCUACCAUUGUGGCUGCUGGUCCAGGCAGCUCAGCCUCCGGGUUGGGCCCUGGACCCUGUGCAGCUGACCCCCAGAACCCCAGGGCCAACCGAGUCCUGGUCUUCAGAUCCCUCCAAUCUCCCUCUUGAAUUUCCCCAUCCACAUCAACAACUGAUGCAUCCUGUGGUUCCUUUCCUGUACACUGGUUCAGCUGGAGAGCUGCCCCCAGGGCCAGAUCUUUGGGACAAGCCUGGCCAGCAUCAAAGUCUCCCAGAGGUGGUUCCGGUGGUGGAUUCCCAGGGUCAGCAUCCAGAGUCCCCUGAAGAGCUGGAACCACUUCCAUUGAAGCAGGAGGCUGCGUCUCAGCCUGCAGAGCCCCCGGAGACAGAUGAAAACCCUGCAAACCUGCAGGCGGCCCUGAGUGAGCCUUCCUAUACUCCUGAAGAGGCUGAGCCUCCAGUCCAGGAGGAAGCCCCAGCUCAGCCUCCAGAGCCCUCUAAUGCGGCAGAAUCUUCUCAAACCCAGCAGGAGUCUCCAGCUUGGCCUCCAGACCCAUUUGAGGAAGUUGUAGCACAACCUCCAGUCUAUGAUGAGGUGCCAGUUCCAGCUAUGGGGCAGAAUCAACCUCAGGAUUCAGACUUGCCCAGUGUCACUGUGGAACCUGUUGGCCUGGAGCUCAGCAUGAUUCCGGAACCUCCACCUCUAGGUCUAGAGCCGUCUGAGACAGGUUUUCCUUCACUGACUCAGAAUUCGGUCAUGAACACCACCACAAACAACAUAUGUGAGCUCUGUAGCUGCACAGACGAGACGCUGGCGUGCGUUGGUCUCAGCCCAGAGCAGAAGCUCCAGAGUGUGCCUGCCCGUGCCAGAGCCCAACGCUCACAAUGGCACCUUCACGAUCUUAAUUUCCAAGGAAACUCUAUUUCUUAAGUGGAUGAAAAUACAUGGAAGUCAUACACUUGGGUUGAGAAACUGUGAGUAUAUUCUCUCCAAAUAUGAACACAAAAAACUAACUGCAUUGUAAGAUGUUUCUUGGUCCAGAGUUUUGAGGUCAGUAAUUCUGAGAAAAGGUAUUUUCCUCUCCAUGUCUCAAAUCGACCUCUACUGAUUGCAAUUCUGUUUAUUUUAAAUACUAAACUUGGUGGAUUCUCUUUAAGAGUCAUCUUAAACUUACUUUACAGUAUGCAAGGAACACACAAUUAUACUCUCAAUAUAUAAAAAUGAAAUAACAGGAAGAGUGAAAACCCUCCUUGUGCCCUAACCCCCCAUCCCUGAGGUAACCACUACUCUGAAUUUAGUAUAUAGCCUUCCAGAUCUUUGUCCAUGCAUGUGUCUACGUAAGGAUUUACAGAUAGCAAGAUAAGUUUGUUGCGUGAUUUACUUAGCUUUUCUACCUGAAGGGUAACAUCCUAUGACUGAAUGCUUUUACCUUUUGAUACGAUUUAGAUUUCUUCCCACCACAUAGAAGGCUACCCCAUUUAUUUAAACUCCUGCAUAAUAUUUUAUGGUAUAGAUUUAUCACAGUUAAUACUUCCUGUGUUGCUGGAUGCUUAGAUUCUGUUGUUUUCUUGUCACAUGCAUCGCUCCAAUGAAUAUCCUUGUACUCGCAUGUUUGUCAACAUGAGCAAGUAUCUCUGUAAAAGAGAUAUCUAGAAGUGGAAUUGUUGGGAUUAAGACUAUGUAGAUAGAAAAUCUGAAUUGCCCUAAAAACGGUUGUGCCAAUUUAUACUCUAAUCAACAGGACAUGACAGCUCCAUUUUCCUACACCCUCUGCCACUGAGUAUUUUUUUGGCUGAUGUGUGAUGAGUGGGUGACUAAGAGGGGCCCCAUCUGAAUUUGAAUUUUUCUGAUUACUUGGGAAUUUAAAUAUCAUUAUAUGCCUACCAAACAUUUGUAUUCUCAGAAUUGUCUGUUCUUUGCCAGUUUAUUUGUUGUCUGUAAUUUUUUUUAUUGAUUUGUAGAAAAGUCAGUUUAGAUACAAGUGAUUUUGGAAAAAAUGCUUAUAUUCAAAGUAAAUAACUGGCAUUUUUCAAGACUAUUGUAUCAUUAGUCAUUUG